Messenger RNA from Coturnix japonica (Japanese quail), 4789 nucleotides. Lineage: Eukaryota; Metazoa; Chordata; Aves; Galliformes; Phasianidae. The record is from RefSeq and is a predicted model, not a curated record.
GGCGCGGGGCCGGUUUCCGUGCGGGCGGCGAUUCGCGCAGCCCCGCCAUGGCGGCGGAGGGAGAGGACCCGCUGGGAUACUUCGCGGCCUACGGCAGCUCCAGCUCCGACUCGGAGCCCGACGAGGCCUCGGCCGAGGAGCGGCAGGCGGGAGCCGGCACGGCGGCGGGGAGCAGCCCGGGGAGCCGGCCGAAGCUGCCGCCGCCGGACGAGCUGUUCCGGAAGGUGUCCCAGCCGCCCGCCUUCCUCUACAACCCGCUCAACAAGCAGAUCGACUGGGAGAGCCGCGUCCUGCGGGCGCCCGAGGAGCCGCCCAAGGAGUUUAAGGCGUGGAAGACGAACGCCGUACCGCCGCCCGAGGUGUACAGCCCGCCCGAGAAGAAACCUCCGCCGGCCCCCGCCGUCGACAUGGCCAUCAAAUGGUCCAACAUCUACGAGGACAACGGCGACGACGCGCCGCGGCCUGCAGGCAGAGCCAGGUUCCUUCCUGAGGAGGAGGAGGAGCACACGGUGUCAGAUGAUGAAAAAGAUGAUGAACCAGCUUACACUAAGAAACGGAAACUAGACUCUGGGGAGAAGAUGAAGAGGAAGAAGUGCUGAGAAUGCAGUAGAUGGCUGAAAUUGGAAGGAUCUGACACAAGGUGUGGGAUUCAGCGGGCUGCCUUAUUCAAGACUCACAGCAGUAAGCCUGUCUGCUGCUGAAGUGCUGCUCAAAGCGUGUUACAGCUGAAGAUUAAUGUCACCAGCUCUGGAAAUAGGUUGCAUUCCCACAGUAGCCAUGGCCAAGAAGUCUUUUAUCCUCACAUUGUGUGCCCUGCCUUUCUGGUGGUAGCUCAGGAAGUUAGCAUGGUAAUGGCUCCUUUUGUUUUCAGAUUAUAUAAUAUACUUGGUCUUUGGUUGUCUUGAAGCUAAUGCAGUCUAAUGCAGUUGUAUACUCAGUUUCCAAGGAGAAAAGCAGCAUGUCUAAUCAGAGAGAAGAAUGAUCAAUUGAGUUAUUUACAGACUUAGGGAAACAUCGUUGUAAACAAGGACUAUGGCAGCAUCCCUAUUCAGGAUAUGUGGCAAAGGCAACUGUUUGUCUUCUUAAGACAUCUGAAAUAAGGCAGUGAGAAAGCUCAUCUGAAACGGAGGUAUACAGGUGAACUCAUUCUUUUGCUGGAUGAGUUUUAUUGGUGGAGAUGCUUGAGUCCUGGGAAGUUCUAAUAUUGCUGUUCACGAAGCAGGCAGAGCCUACAAUGAAGCGGAGAGCAGGGAGGGGGCUGACCUUUCUGUGCUCAGAGACAACAACCUGGGUGUUUUUUCUGAGUAACUGAGAUUGUCUAAAAGAAAGUUUUAUCCUCAGUGAGUUGUAAAGCAAACUGCAGACUUCCCAGGGGAGGCUAAGGUCCUAAAGGGGAAUUCUGAUUCUGAAAUUCAGAAGAAUGAGAGGCAUUUGGAAGUUAAGUCUGUGGAGCUACAGCCCAGAAACCUUGCACUGACAGUUCUGUUUCUAGUGACCUGCUUUGAUAGUAUGGUACGUACUGAGCAGUACUGGCUCUGGAAGGAGAAAAGCACAGCAUCUGUAUCUGGUGCAAAGAGGCUGUUUGUGUUGGGCUGGAUAGAACGCUGCUGGUAGCCAGGAGAGGAAGAGAAGGAGAGAAAGCACACUGAUUUAUGUGGGGAUCAGUGAAGUCUUACUCAGAUACCCUACAAUGCUUCUAAGAAGAAAUGGUGAUAAACUAAAUUAUUGUACUCAUCUGGGGUUGGGCUUCCAGGUCAGAAUUACAAAUGAAGUAUAAAUGAUACAAAGCACUGUGAGGCUGCAGUUACCAGCUGCCAUUCAGGUUCCUUGAAGAUGUCCAUGUUCCAGGGAGGAUGUCACAGCAAACCUUGUAGAGUGCAUCCAACACGUGCAGAGGAAAAAGAGGCUAUUCUCAGUGCUCUUUUUGGAUGAGUAGGAGUGAUGCUGAUUCCCAGAACAGGAUGAAAAUGGUAACGACACAGUUUAAAAAAAAAAAAAAGGAGAUGAGGUAAGUGUGAAGAUAUGAGCAAUGAGAAGCUUUUCUAGUUUGUUUCAAAAGUUGAAGAGAAAAAGAUGAGAAGAUGAAGAGCAGAGCAUGGUUUGGGCUGCUAAUAGUUUGCCUCCACUGUGCAACAGGAUCUGGGAAAUGCAUGAGUGAGCGCUUACUAAACUUGAACUGAUAGCUCAAAAAUGUCUGCCUAGAGAACGGUUUGUCCUGGAUUGUCUUUCCAGAGGAGACGGUGACAGGGAACAUACACCUCUGCUUACACAUGUGGAAUAUUGGCUUUGAAAUCAGCCUGCUAUUAACUGACCACUUGCACUGUUUUUAUGAUGAAUCAAAUGUGACGAUGAUCAUGAUGUGGAAGGAGGAGGGAGUGGAGGGGAGGAGAAGGCAGUAAAAAUCCCUACAAGUUUGAUCUGAAUUCUCUUUAAAAAUUUGUCAAGAGUAGAAAACUGGUGGCUGGAAGGCAAUUUGUUUGCACUGAACACCCUAGAUUCUGUCAUAAUAGCAGCUAUAUAAUAUAGAUUUCCAAGAAAGGCAAGGUGAUCUGGGGGAGGAAAAUUCAAGUCAGUAUAAGACUACAGCUGUUUCAGAUAACGGCCCCCAUGGCAGGUAAUGCUUCCACUGAGCGGUGCUGAUGGAGAGAUUGCUGCAAGGCAUCACCCUGUUGGUCUGCUUGUUCCUAUGCGGAAGCAUGAUGCAUGCUAACGCUAUCGAAGGACGGAUUCAUUUACAAAUGCUUUGCGAUAAGCUUCAGUCUGCCAAUCUGAAAUUGAAUCCUGUGAAAUGCAGUGUGUUCCACAAAGGGAAAUUUAUCUUGAAUCUGUAAUCAGUGAAGGAGAGGAAACGGGAGCUGUGUGAGGCUGGCUGCUCUUUCUCUGAUGACAGGAAGCUCGUUUGCCAGUUUGCUCAUCUUGCAAAAUCAUGGCAGAAUUCAGAUUAAAAGGUGUAAUGCUUUUGCUCACCAGCAGGAUACAGUUUGGGUUUUCUUUUGCUUAAAAGGCUUCUGUGACAAUUUCUGUUUUAGCUUGGGUCACUCAGCCCCUUAAAUACCGACACAGACAUUUGGGUGUAAGUUUAAUGUGAGAGUGGAGCAAUGUGCUGAAAGAAUGUAGCAGCUUAAUGUCACAGAUAAACCAACUCCUUAAAAUUCUGAAUGAGAUAUGUUUAGAAAACCCCUCAGCAAAGGGAGACACUUUAGUAAGGAUAUAAUUGCAUUCCUGCCAGCAAUGUUUUCUGGCUAAAGUCAGGCUUAAGAGGUGAUACAGUGAGAGGCGGAGAGCAGCUCUGCAUUCUGUGUAUUAGUUAAAGUUUGAAGACUUAAACAAAAGUAGAAUUUCCCUGCACAAGUGGUUGACAAAAUACAGAAAAUUACCAAGAGAAAUGCCAUGGUUUGGUUGCUCAGGAACCUUCCAGUGAGAAAUGGGAACCCCAGUAAAUGAUUCUUGACACGAACCUUCUGAUUGCAGUGAAUUCUUUUGUCAGAGCUGGUUAAGUCUUAUGAUGAGGAACCAAGAAGUAGUGGAAAUAACAGAGCAAUGAGGAUUCUAGUGAGCUAGUUCUUCUUUUAAGUCCCUGAGGUAUCAUAGAUCAGAGGGAUCAACCUGGUAUUCAUUGGAGUCUGCUGAAUUUGUGUCCUUGGUAGACAUGUGGGCUUAGAUCCGUUGGACUAGGAAAGGGAAGUUGCACCACGGAUUGGAAUGGGUUUUUACUGCUGGUCCCUUUGAACUAUUUUCUUCAGGGCACUAUGAAGAAUCUGGAAUUUUCAGGGAAGCUGGGACCUGUGGGGCUGGAUUGACAAAAGAAUGCAGUGAAUUCAAUGAAUAGAGAUAAGCAUUUUUGGUCCUUAUCAAAUACUUUUAUCAGCACUCUUCAUUUAGAAGAUGAAGUGCCCUUCAUCUUUAGAAUGCUUUCAUCUUGAUAGCUUCAAAAGAUUAAUCACACCUUUGCUCUGCCGUGGCUGUGAGCAACAACAUGAGUGCUUUGUGCUUUGCUGCCUUCUAACAACACUGAUCUCCCUUCCCUUUGCUUAGCUUCUCCCACCUUAUUCAUCCCUGUAUAUGGAUUAACACAGAGUAACUCUGGGAAGGAGUUAAUGGAGAGAGGAAGCAAAACCACAGGACUUACCAGAGGACACAGCUCUUCUGUUUUUACUGCAGAAUAAAAGCAGGUUUACCCUCUCCUCCAAACAAACCAACCUGCAGCAGACUCAAAGCAAAAGCAAUUGUGAGCCUUUCUUUUGGGAAGCAGAGUGUGGGCCACUGUUGUUGAAAUUUUCUGACAUGCCUUGAUGAGUUGAUAGAAUUGUAUCUUGUGUGACUAAGAGCUGUAUGUAUGUCUGAAAUGUUUCAAACACUGGUAACUUAAUGUAGUUAUAACAUUGGUGUGCCUGAAAACAAAAGCUUGCUUGCAGGCGUGCUGUGUGAUAGCUAGGAACAGAUUUUUGUACGAGCUCUGAGGUUUGCUUGCAAUUAGUGACUUGUAAGUGCUGUAUUCACACAGGAACCUUGGUGCACCAUCACAUGGCUGUAAAUAUACUGUAUCUCCAUGCCAGUUUAAAUAAACUAUAUUGCCAUCAUCUGACAUAGUAACAAAAUACUGCUUGCUUCUCACAUACUUAAAUUUUUCUACGUCUCUAUGUAGGUACAUAUCCAGUAGAGGGAGCUUUUGCUAACUGCUGGCAUCAUGGCUGUAUUAAUGUGCUGUACUACCUCAUUACUGCACAUACCCAAUGUGCUUGUUUCAUGUUUUUUUGCACUCUUUUUCCACGUUUUAAUAAUAAUAAUU